ACCUACCAUCUGUCAAAUUUGGAUUUUUGGUUUUGGUUUAGCUCAGAAUUACUAUUAUUGUUUUUAUUUAGGUAUUUUAAAAUAAAAUGGAUCAUCAAAGCAGAGAAUUUGAACAGGACUUCUUUUUAAGAGAACCAGUUGAUGCGCGGAUAAGAAAAGCAAAAGAUGAACCCCAAGAAGAAUCGAACCCUAAUCUUAAAGUGGAAAUGCAAACGAUCCGUCUUAAUUCCGAUUCACAGAAACUUGUUUUGGACACAUUAAGAUUUAUCCAUGGGCCGGAUUUCAAACUUGGAAGUGCUAGUGUUUAUAAGGAUAAAGGUACUAAUUUGGGUAAUCGCUAUUGGAUGGAAAGAGGCAACUUAGUUGUUCAAGGUGGAUUUGAUUAUUCAUUGUCAGCUAAACCUGACAUACAAACAUCAGAAGCAAGGCUUAGAGCAUUUGCUUUGGCGAAAUUAGAAAAGUAUAACUUUCAUAAAGCACAUUGUGCAGAAGCUUUGGAAGUGGCCGGCGAGAAUCUAGAGAAAGCAUUGGAAAUACUUUUCCACAAAUAUUUUAAAAUUGAUUUCCAAGAUAAACCACAUGAUCUGCCUCCGGUUUCAGAUUUAUUAGACAUGAGGAGAGAUGAAAAAGAUGUCCUAGAAUCUAUAUAUGACAGUAGUUUCAGAGCCAAAGAAAGUAAUAUUUGGUCUAUUGAUGUAAAUUUAGAUUACAUAACAAAAAUGUAUCUUAAACAAACCCCAGAUGUUUCAAAAAAGAAAGAAAAUAUAAAUUACAAUAAUAAUGUGAAAAAGAAAAAAGAAGUGUGUAAACUUUAUCUCAAAGGACCCUGCAGAUUUGGGGCUAAUUGUAAAUUUUCACAUGAAACCAAAACAGAACCCAGUGCGCAAAUAUCUACAGAUCCGAAUCCAGUGGAAAGUGUUAAAUAUGAAUUAGAAGUAAGAUUUUCCGAAGAAACUGUAUACCCAUAUCAACCACCUUUAAUAUUUGUUAAAGUGUUGAGUUCAACAAAAAUCAUCCCGGAAUUGACAUUACUCAAAAUAACUUUAAGACUUUUAGACGAAGCAAAAAAUUUAGCACAAGAUGGCGUACCAAGUGUAUACUCAUUAGCGGAACUAUUAAAAAAUGAAGAUGACAUAUUAAACUUUAUACAAUUCGAUACAAGAACAUUUCCAGAUCCAUCGGAAACUUUGUAUCCACAAUUAACUGGAGAUCAAAGUACGGACAAAAAGAAACACCCUUCACACUAUAAGAAGGAACAGAAAAAUAAUGCAAGAUCUAAAGUAGAUUUUGAUGAAAUAAUAAAUAUUAAUAAAGAUAUAGUUAAAAUUUGGCUAGAAAAGCGUGAUAAUAGUAGAUAUAAUAGAAUGCUAUCAAGUAGGAAAGAACUUCCUGCUUGGAAGAAGAAGGAAGAAAUAUUGAGCGCUCUGAGCAAAUCUCAGGUGAUAGUCAUCAGCGGUGAGACGGGUUGUGGUAAGAGUACACAAGUUCCGCAGUACAUUCUGGACGAAUGGCUGCAGAACUUCAACAAAGGUGGCAAGCAACAUGCUGAGAUAGUGUGUACACAGCCCAGGAGGAUAUCUGCUAUUGGAGUAGCUGAGAGAGUGGCAGAUGAGAGGAUAUCAAGAGUUGGGAAGGUUGUUGGAUACCAGAUAAGACUGGAAAGUAAAGUAUCAUCAUAUACAAGAUUAACUUUCUGCACAACUGGUAUUUUACUCCGAAGACUUGAAUAUGAUCCCCAAUUGGAGUCAGUCACACAUGUUAUAGUAGACGAAGUACAUGAACGAUCUGAAGAGAGUGACUUUCUUCUACUUAUUCUUAGAGACCUUAUCAAAGUUAGAAAAGACUUGAAAGUCAUACUAAUGAGUGCUACAUUAAAUGCUGAAUUGUUUUCCGAGUACUUUGAUAAGAUACCCAUACUUGAUAUACCAGGUAGGACUUUUCCCGUGGAACAAAUAUUUUUGGAAGACAUAAUGGAAAUGUCUAAAUAUGUAUUAGAAGAGAAUGGACCGUACUCACGCAAAAUGAAGAAAAAAGAGAAAGACCACCUUCAGGACCUGGAGGUGGAACUGGAGACGUGUGACGUGCGGCCUGAUGCCUCUGAGCCGCCGAAGGUCAGCAUACGAGAUGAGAACUUGACAGUGCCGCAGAUGAUGGCCCGCUAUCCAAAGUGCAGUAAAGUCACCUGCAAGAACAUGUAUCUUAUGAACACUGAAAAGAUAAAUCUCGAGCUAAUUGAACAUGUUUUAACAUACAUAGUAGAAGGAGAUCACGGAUGGCCGAAAGAGGGCGCCAUAUUGGUAUUUCUACCAGGAAUAGCUGAGAUCAUGAGUCUGUAUGAUCAAUUGAAUGAUAGUCCCACUUUCUCACCAAAGAACCGUAAAUAUGUAUUAGUGCCGCUCCAUUCUACUUUAUCAAGUGAGGAACAAUCUCUAGUGUUCAAGAAGCCACGUCCUGGUGCUCGGAAGAUUGUUCUCUCAACUAACAUCGCUGAGACAUCAGUUACUAUUGAUGAUUGUGUGUUUGUUGUUGAUUGCGGCAGGAUGAAGGAGAAAAGGUUCGAUUCCAAUCGUAAUAUGGAAUCUCUGGACUUAGUGUGGGUGUCUCGAGCUAACGCGAAGCAGAGACGAGGGCGUGCAGGCAGAGUUAUGAAAGGUGUUUGCAUACAUCUGUUCACAUCACAUAGAUAUGAACAUCAUUUAGCUGAACAACCAGUUCCAGAAAUACAUCGGAUACCUCUGGAACAGUUGUUAUUAAGAGUGAAGAUAUUACCUUUGUUUCAAGAUAUGGAUGUACAUAAGGUUUUAGGUAAAGUAAUAGAGCCGCCUACAAAGAGUAAUAUAGAUGGCGCUCUAUCGCGCCUACAGGAUGUGGGCGCACUGGACAAGGCGCUGGCGCUUACGGCACUGGGCAAGCAUCUCGCAGCGCUACCUGUAGAUGUGCGCAUUGGCAAGCUGAUGCUGUUUGGUGCCAUCUUCUGCUGUGUCGACUCCGCAUUAACUAUAGCUGCUUGUUUAAGUCAUAAGAGUCCUUUCGUUGCACCGUUUGGCAAAAAGGCGGAAGCUGAUGUUAAACGAAGAGAGUUUUCCUGCGCUAACAGCGAUCAGCUGACAACACUACGAGCUUAUAGGAAAUGGCAGUAUGCUUUAUCAUCAACAAUGCAUGAUGCGAUGACGUUCGCAAGUGAGAGCUACCUGUCGCACAAGACGCUGGUGAUGUUGGCGGACAUCAAGCACCAGCUGCUGGGUCUGCUGGCAGCCAUCGGCUUCGUCCCUGACAUGCCGGCGCUGCGCCGCAAGAUGAGGAGGGAUUCCGUCGCUGAUUUGACUGGCGAAGAGUUGAACAUAAAUGGUAAUAAUGAGAAGUUGUUGGCGGCCAUCUUGUGCGCGGCGUUGUACCCAAACGUUGUUAAGGUCCUGACUCCAGAGAAAUCGUUCAGGAUGCAAGUGGGUGGUGCAAUACCACGUCAGCCGACACCAGCAGAGCUCAGGUUUAAGACGAAGAGUGACGGCUACGUGUCUCUGCAUCCCUCAUCUGUUAACUCUGUGGUGGGACACUUCACCAGCCCCUACUUAGUGUACCAGGAGAAGGUGAAGACGUCCAAGGUGUUUAUACGCGAGUGCUCCAUGGUACCACAACUGCCGCUGGUACUGUUUUCUGGUUGCAGUUUGGCUGUAGAGUUACAUAACGGUACAUUCAUCGUGUCUCUGGAAGAUGGCUGGAUCAUGUUCCAAGUAGAAAACCAUGAGGUGGCGGAAAUGUUAAAAACUAUACGAGAGGAGUUAGUCAAUUUAUUAGAAGAGAAAAUUAACGAUCCUUCUUUGGAUCUGUUGCAUUAUGAAAAAGGAAAUAAGAUAAUAAAAACUAUUGUCCAAAUUGUAACUAAAGAUUAAAUAUAAACAAGGCUGGAUAAGCCAAAAAUAUUAAGUGAUUACUAUGCAUGGUAUAGUCAUAAAUAGUCAAAUCCUUAAAAAACUUGGG
This is a messenger RNA of Papilio machaon (common yellow swallowtail), 3978 nucleotides long. Its product is annotated as putative ATP-dependent RNA helicase DHX57. Gene Ontology annotation, molecular function: RNA binding; metal ion binding; protein binding. The coding region runs from base 87 to 3890 and encodes 1267 amino acids. The record is from RefSeq and is a predicted model, not a curated record. The transcript has 18 exons. Gene Ontology annotation, cellular component: intracellular anatomical structure. NCBI's taxonomy places the organism in Eukaryota, Metazoa, Arthropoda, Insecta, Lepidoptera, Papilionidae.